Messenger RNA from Coregonus sp. 'balchen', 3457 nucleotides. NCBI's taxonomy places the organism in Eukaryota, Metazoa, Chordata, Actinopteri, Salmoniformes, Salmonidae. The record is from the annotation of a GenBank genome assembly.
AUGGAGCUCGAAGAGGAACGCCUCACCAUCCCCAUCAAUCCCAACAAUUUCCCAGCGAAAUUGUGGCGUCUGGUGAAUAACCCCAAAAAUCGAUCGAUACGUUGGGAUCCCUGUGGUGAGGGUUUGAUAAUCGACCAGCAGCUGUUUGAAGCAGAGCUACUGUCACCUCAGAAGCAAACGUUUGACAAAACCGACAUAUUCAAAACGACCAACUUUACAAGCUUCAACCGCCAGCUGAAUCUUUAUGGGUUCAGGAAGGUGGUCCAUGGCCCCGGGGGCUCGGAGAAGAAUGAUGGCUCAUCUCCGACAGACGGGAUAAAACACCACUUUCACAACCCAAACUUCAAACUAGAUCAUCCCGAACUGCUGGUGAAUCUUAAGAGGCUGACAAGCAAAAACAAGGCGAAGAUGGAAGCUGGCCUAGAAGUGAACUGCCGGCCCCCAGCAAAUCGUUUCCACCGACUCAUGGCCAAUUGUGAUGGUGGUGAGCAGAAAGUUAAAGUAGAUAAAAGAGGUACACUCAAAUUGUCAAUCGUACCUGUACUUUGUAUUUUAAAACGAAAGGAGAAGCAACUGUAAAUUAAUAGCCAAUUACUAAAAUAACAUUCUUAUUCUAACUUGAGUGCCAUAACUUCUCAGCCAUGAUAGUCAUGAUAUUGCUAUCAUUCAAUGUUUCCACAGGUUCCAUGUUUGUUGGUCAGGUAAAACGACCAUCUCCUUACCAACAGUACCACCAAAGCAGAAGCCAGCCCAUGAAGGACUAUGAUCGGACCCCUAUCCCACCCCGCGGCUGGAUCAUGGGUCAUGGGGAUGCCCCCUCCCCCACCACCUUCUACACAGACAAGGGAAUCCCCAUAUCUGUCAUCCACCGGUUCCCUUCAGACACUUCCUGCACUGUGCAGUCCAGUCCGACCACUGUGCACAUGCAGCAGGGUUCACAAAGCCUGGCAAACAGCUUGAUCCCUCACCAUGCUCAGUACCGACCUGGAUUCUAUUCCCCUGGUAACUAUAAUAAACCAUGCCAUGGAAGCACCCAUUAGUUAAACACAGAAACACUGUGAUUUCCUCAUAAACUGUCAUAGAAGUUUAAUUAACAUACUUCUUGAUUGUGUUUGCUUUUUUCAGCAUCAGUGUGCCAGUGCUGCCCCCCUGGCUCAAUGGACUUGGACUGCGGUAGUGCCCACCAGACAACUCCCUCAUUCUCCCAUUACAGCUAUUACCAGGUAGGUGGGAAUCAAACUACUACGCAUACAGCAGCAUGUCUGAGAAUCUUUCCAGUGGGAUAUAGAAUUCAUAUGGGUGAAAAUAUGGGGAGCAUAUGAGUCAACAUUUCAUGCUUGAAAUGUCAAGCUAUAAAAUGUAUAUUUUUAAUCCCAUUUCUAGCCAAACUGUCCUGUGGGCUUUCUGUAUCCUGGCAACCAAAACCAGGACUGGGAGAGCAGUGAAACCCAGGAGACCAAGAAGAGUGAUGUCAACCUGGACACAGUCUUCCAGCUAGUGGACGAGCUGCACCACAGUUCCCCCAAAAUACGCAUGGUCAAAGUGGAGACCCCAGAGCGCCAGCAGCCAGUCCUGUACACCUCUACAUCAUCAGGGCCCCAGUCCACCACCACCAUCCACAGCUCCCCUCACACAGUCACUGUCUCUUCCCAGUUUGACUCCUCUGUUAACUCCAGCUCUCUGCCUGGCCCCAUAGUGAUGGAUGCCAGCCCAGUGACUCCACGCGGGCCCGUCAUUAUAGCAGUCCCGGGGAACGUUCGUCCUCAGGGAAUAGCCAUCACUGUCGGUGGUCCCGUGGCUGAGCAGCCUGUGAAGAGGGAGUACGAACCUGUGCCUGUGGAUGCCUAUCAGAAGGUAAGCUAGCUUAGCUUUGUAAAAACCUGUGACAGGGAGGCUAUAUCUAUCAGAAUCAGAAUCACUUUUAUUCGCCAAGUAUAUUUACACAUACACUACCGGUCAAAAGUUUUAGAACACCUACUCAUUCAAGGGUUUUUCUUUAUUUUUACUAUUUUCUACCUUGUAGAAUAAUAGUGAAGACAUCAAAACUAUGAAAUAACACAUAUGGAAUCAUGUGGUAACAAAAAAAGUGUUAAACAAAUCAAAAAAUAUUUUAUAUUUGAGAUUCUUCAAAUGGCCACCCUUUGCCUUGAUGACAGCUUUGCACACUCUUGGCAUUCUCUCAACCAGCUUCACCUGGAAUGCUUUUCCAACGGUCUUGAAGGAGUUCCCACAUAUGCUGAGCAUUUGUUGGCCGCUUUUCCUUCACUCUGUGGUCCAACUCAUCCCAAACCAUCUCAAUGGGGUUGAGGUCGGGGGAUUAUGGAGGCCAGGUAAUCUGAUGCAGCACUCCAUCACUCUCCUUCUUGGUCAAAUAGCCCUUAAACAGCCUGGAGGUGUGUUGGGUCAUUGUCCUGUUGAAAAACAAAUGAUAGUCCCAAACCAGAUGGGAUGGCGUAUCGCUGCAGAAUGCUGUGGUAGCCAUGCUGGUUAAGGGGGCCUUGAAUUCUAAAUAAAUCACAGACAGUGUCACCAGCAAAGCACCCCCACACCAUAACACCUCCUCCUCCAUGCUUUACGGUGGGAAAUACACAUGCAGAGAUCAUCCGUUUACCCACACCACGUCUCACAAAGACACAGCGGUUGGAACCCAAAAUCUCAAAUUUGGACUCAUCAGACCAAAGGACACAUUUCCACCGGUCUAAUGUCCAUUGCUUGUGUUUCUAGGCCCAAGCAGGACUCUUCUUCUUAUUGGUGCCCUUUAGUAGUGGUUUCUUUGCAGCAAUUUGACCACGAAGGCCUGAUUCACACAGACUCAUUUGAACAGUUGAUGUUGAGAUGUGUCUGUUACAUGAUUCCAUGUGUUAUUUCAUAGUUUUGAUGUCUUCACUAUUAUUCUACAAUGUAGUAAAUAGUAAAAAAAUAAAGAAAAACCCUUGAAUGAGUAGGUGUUCUAAAACCUUUGACCGGUAGUGUAACUGGAGUUUAAAUAGGUGCUGCCAGCAAUAGACAAAUGUACAGACAGAAUACAGACAGAGAAAUGUACACAAAGUCAACAUACAGAAUUAUACAAUAUAAAUACAGUAAACGUACAACUGCAGAGUAUAGGCUGAUUUACAAUGAGGAAAUACAAUUUACAAAACCAGCAUACCUAAACUCAUGAUCAUCAACGUUGUAGAAUUUGGGGCUUUAAAGAUUUUAGAAUUGUGAGUGUAAAGAGAAAGCAAAGAUACUCAGUCCGUAUUACUUAGUAAUCAACUUAAUAAACAGGUAUGGUAUGGAUGGUCAUCAGUGGUCCUGAUGAACUCUGUUGUAUAAUAGGAGAUGAAUCAUGCUGUGAUAUCCCCAGUGCCCUGAGGAAGCAUCAGAGUACAUCACCAAGGUGAAGGAGAUCCAGGUGGUGGACGCAGAGGUCUGCGGUGUUCUACGUGAUGGAACUGUUUGCAGCCUCGGCCAUUAG